UUAGUGGGACAGAGUAACAAGGAAGAUAAGUUAGAGAAAGGAAAAAGAAAAGAGUGAGUGAGCGAGUGAUAAAGAGGGAGAAAAAGAGAGGGAGAGGAAGCUGGUUAGGUCAGCCGUUUUCUAAGGUGUUCACUGGUUCUGCUGUUAUUGUCGUAUAUUAUUUAUAUUUAAGUAUUUAAAUCAAUGAUCCGGAGUACUAAUUAAAAAAACAUAUAUGUUUUUAUAUAGGUGUUCUAUAUAAAAAUUUAAAACUAUUUAUUUAUUGUAAAUUUAUUUAGUGGUGUAAUAACUAAACAAACUGUAUAUUAUCGUGAUAAAGAACACAAUGAUAGGCGGACAGAAUGCCUGAGAUACCGUCCAAGUCGUUGAUUCUGAUUCGUGCCGAAAAAGGUGUGAGUUUGGAGUCAAAGUGUAGCAUAUCGUUUACUAUUAAUAUAAAUAUCAAGGGUUUGUUGAGUUAAAUUUAAAAGUGAUUUUAAAAUUUAUUUGAAUUUAUUAACCGACCCCGGGAAACUAAAUUCCUGAUAACAGGGAAUGAGGAUACCCGGGGAAACGUAGUCCUAAUUUAUUUAAAAAUGGAAAGAUGUAUUGGAUAACGCGGCUCGGAAUGAGUAAUUUAUUGUGGAUAUGUUGGCUCUAUCAAACACUUCCUGAAGUUUUUACUUUUCCAGUCAGUCCAUCAAAUAUUACAGAUUCAACGGAAUCAAAAUUAUGGUCACCGCAGCUUCAUUAUAUCCUGGGUUCAAUUGCAGUCGUGGCAAUGGUAUCAGCUUUUCUUGGAUGUCUUUGCUGUCGACGUGAACGUCGGGCCAAAGGAUUUCAGGAAUUCAAAGAUGGAAGUACUGCAGGAAGUGAAACGAUUAUUGAACGUGGGCUGGAGUUAGAAGUAUCUCGAUCUAAUAACUCGACAAAUCAGUUUCAAUUUGAGCCUUUGACUGUCGAACGUUUUGUCCCAGAAACAAAAAAUCUAUCGGGCAAACCAUCAAAACCACCGUCACCUUCGCUUAUAAACGACAGUCUUGAUAAAGAUGAAAAUAAUUUAUCACCAUGCCAAGAAUGGUUUUCACCGGGUCUGCAUGUGCCACGUGAACGUCUUAAAUAUCUUCGUGAAAUAGGUCGCGGUUGGUUUGGAAAAGUCGUAGAGGGCACACAAGAUUUAGAUCCCGGAGGAUUGUUGCCGAAAAAUGAUGGCGUAGUUGUAAGAAUUCUUACAGAAGAAGCCUCCACUAGUGAACGCGCAUGGUUUCUAGGUGAAGCUCUACCGUAUCUGAAACUACGUCACCAAAGUCUUUUGAAAUUACUCGGUGUUUGUUUGGAAACCGAUCCUUAUUUGUUGCUUUUUGAAUCCUGUUCCGGAGGUGACUUGAAGACAUUUUUAAAAUCUAAUUCUCACUCAAAUGAGACAUUAAUUAAAACUAACGUGCCUAUAAAAAUGGCCAUAGACAUUGCAGUAGCUCUAGAUCAUAUGCACCGUCAUGGUUUUGCUCAUACAGAUCUUUCAGCGCGAAAUUGUCUUGUCGCAUCUGAUUUAUCAGCAAAACUGGGGGACUACGGUAUUGGUGUUGAAAAAUAUCCAGGGGAUUAUUACGUUGUUGGAGAUCGAGCACUUCCAAUAAGAUGGUCAGCACCUGAAAGUUUAGUUUGCACUGAUACUACUAUCGAAACACGUGCGAUAACUCCACUCGCAAAUUUAUGGAGUUUCGCGAUUCUUCUUUGGGAAAUCGGUAGCUGGGGAGAUAGACCUUACGAUGAUCUCGGUGAUGAUCAAGUCAUUGAAAUGAUACUUUCUUGUAGAUUUUAUGAUCACCUUCCGUUUAAAAAUCUUAAAGAAUCUCCAGAUAAUCUUUUAGAAGCCAUCAAGUCUUGUUGGAAAUUAGAACCUAAAGAACGAUCGAGUCUUGAUGAAGUUAUUGAAAUAUUGAAAGGAAAAAAUUUUGAUUUUGAUCAACGAUGGGAAACACUCAAGCCUAAUUCAAAAGAACCAAUGAGGAGUCUUAGUUUGAAAGAACUUCGACAGAGUACCGAUUCAGAUCUAUGGCAAGCUGAUGAAAAAAUAUUCAGUACACCUCAAGCAAGUUUUAAACUUGGACCCGGUGAGCCAAUCAGAAAUGCUCCGUUAGCUAAAACAGAUACUACUGAAUCUGGGUCUGAAACAGAAGAAGAAAGUUGGAGAGGUAGAGUAGAACGCGGUGCUUAUACUGAAAAAGUCAGACAAAAAUCUAAAUCUGUUGCAGACUUAAUGGUACUCGUUCAUAUUGACUCUGAUUCUGAAGCCGAGUGGUCUCUGGGUCCUCAAGUUAUUGAGAAACCAAGAAAAAAAUUAGCAUCUGGAAGUGUUGGAGACUUGAGAACUACUGCUCUGGCAGAUGAAUUUGAUGAGGCUUUGAAAAAACUUCGUAACCCAAACUCUAAUAAAAUUUUUAAAGAAUUACCAGAUAAAAUACAGGAAUCUUUCGAAGAAAGUAAGAGUACAGAAAGUACAUCGAUGCCAAAAAAUGAUUCUACAUCUCCUAAUAAUUUUGUUGAUGUUGAGCUCUGGAAAAAUGCAUUAGAAUUUGAUUUGGAACGUAAAGUUACAGGAUUUGAUCUUGAGUCAAUUGAUUUUGAAAAGUUGAUUGGUGAUAAAUGUGAAUCAAGGUCAGUCUCUGAUGCACUUGAAAGUUCAACGUCUGCUCCAAAUACUCCGCAGUCACGUGGUGAAGAUUUAUCUGUUGACAACGAGGAUUUUUCAAAUAGCGAAGAAGUUGAAACUGAAAGACGCAGACUUCCGGAUGCUGAUGAAGAAGAAGAUCGUAAACAUUUAUCGACCCCAGAUGAUGAACGAAGUUCAGACAGUGGUUUCAGAGAUAAAGAAUCGUGUGAAGAAGAAGAAAAUCCAAUACCUUGUAGUCUAUCUCAUUCGGGUUUGAAUUCUUAUGGCGCGUUAUUUAAUACUCCACUUUCAGCGUCAACGGAAGAAGAACAGCUCAAAGUUUUAUUAGAACUUGACAACAUUCUUGACGCUGAAGAUUGUAAAAGUUUAGGAGAAGAUAUAUCUCUGUCACCCAGUAAAAUAAAUUUUAAUAUUUUAGAAGAAGACUCGAUCAUUUCAGCUUUGAAAUCACAACUCGAUUCUCCUGUUAGAGAUUCUGGUUUAGAAUUUAUUAAUAAAGAACUUUUAGAUAAAUUAGAGCUUAAAAUUAAUGAGAAAAAUGUUGAUCCGGAAAAAAAAGUUGAAGAAACUUCCGAUCUAGAAACAACCGAAAAAAUUGUAAAUAAAUUAGAUAUUGAAGUUGAUAAAAUUAAAAAUUUAGUAGAUGAUAAAAAUGACGAAGCUCUGGAUUCCAAACCAAUUAAUGAACAAGCUGAUGAAUUACAUGCAGAAGUUAUGAAGGAAGUGAACAGUUCGAUACAAGAGCAAGUCAAAGAGCCUUCAGAUGAAGAAUUAAUGGAACAAAAUGUUGAUAAAUUAAUUGCAGAAGUUGAGAAAAAUUUAAUUUCCAUAGAGAAAAAAUUUGCAGAGCCAUCAAUUAAAAAUAAUAAUUCAGAUAAAUCGAAUACUGAUACAUUUAGUGAAUCACAGGAACCUGAAAAUGAUAAUGAUGACGAAGACAGUUCGACUGUGAGCCUUCGUAGUGAUAAUUCUUAUGUAUCUUUUAAUCUUGAUGAAGAAUUUGUUGCUGCAAUAAGAAAUGAACUUCAAGAAAAACUUCCGCGUGCUCAGAUGUCGAUCGUUGAGUCACAAGAAUUGAGAGAUGAUGAAGUAUCAGCAGUUAAUAGUUCGGAGGGUGAUAAAAAAUCAUGGGAUUAUGAAGAUGAGUCGAGUGAAAAUGAUAGUAAUAUUGAUAUUGCUAUUAGAUAUAACAUAUAUGGAACUCCUUUAAGUCCGAUUCUUGAGGAACGUGAAAGCAAUGCAACUUCCGAAUCUCUUGGUGAUGCAUCGGUAGCAUCAAAGUUGUCUGGAUUUUCAGAAGAUGUUUUAGUUGUCGACACAAAAACAAAUCGAGUUUUGUUGGUAGAAGGAAGUUUUGAUCGACAAGAUGAUGACCGAGACACUUCUAAUGGUGACAUUACAGAUGACGAGAGCGCCGAUUGUGAUUCAAAUAAUUUAGGAAAUAAUUUGUUGGAUAUUCACAAUAAAGUAAGUGGCGCACCAAUGCCUAGUCCUGAAGAAGAGUCGAAGUGGCAAGCACAGUUUCCUAUUCAACUGCAAGACGAUCUCAUGUCAACGAGUUUCAGUACUGAGCAUGACUGGGACAGUCAGGAUGAUGAUGACAAAGCUGGUGAAGAUGCUACGGAAGAAGAUGAUGAUGACAGCUCGAGUUCUGGUGAAUUUGUAUGGAAGCGCUACGAUGAUAUACCUGAUAAUGAAGACCAGCAGCAAUCUAAACAUGUAGAUACCGAGGGAAAAAUAGAAGAAGAAGCUGAAGAUGAGGAUGAGGAUGAAGAAGAAUUUACACCUUCAGCCUGGGAUGCGACUUUGGCUCCCCAUAGAUCGGCAUUAAGAUCACCGGAAAAAACUCUCAAAGCAGGAGAUUUAUGUGUUAAUACUUACUGUCAGGAUGAACUGGACCAAAAGAAAAAUGUGUGGUUUAAAAAACAACGUUACCACUGUGUGUAUGAGUAUCCAAAGGAGACAUUAGUCCCCGAGUGCCAAGGCCAAGCCACAACAACUUGGGAACCGACUUCUUACGCCGACUGGGAAGAGAUGUUAGAAGAACCCAAAGUUGAUGUUUAUCCAAUUAAUUAUGAAUCUAAUCACGAUGAUGAAGAAUUUUUCGUCAGCAGUGGAAAUAGACCUUUUCAAUUUCAAGUAGGUGAUGGAAAGUACGUGAGUCAAUUUUUUCCCGGAGCUGCUGAGUCAUCGAAUGAAAAUGAGUCAGAAGGAGGAAAUAAAUUUGAAAGAAUAAAACAAGAUUUAAAAAUUGAUACAGUUGAUGGCAUUCAAUGUCAGCAACAGCAACAGCAACAAACGCAGUUGGGUGAACUGCGACAUACGAGAGACAGAUUAAAACUCAAUUUACCGAUUAAAAAUAAUUCAGAAAGCGGAAGCAAUGUAAUUAUUAAUGAAAUUGAAGCGGAUAAAAGUGAACAGGACAGUCGAAUAAACGAUGAAAGUGAUAGUAAAACUGAGAAGACUGAAACCAGUACGGAAUCUUCCAUUUCUAAAGAUGAUCAAUCAAUUAUUUCUGUUAUUAGAUCUCCGAUAGGGUCGUCGCUUGAAAACUUAAGCCGCGAAGAUAUUAAAAGCUCGGGUAAUGGAGAAAGUGAUGGUGAAAUUAGUGAACUUGAAAUUUCUUUUUCUUACAAAGAAGAGGUACCAGUAAAAUCAUCACGUAGGCCACUCGUUUUUUCUACCGAUAGUCUUGAUGGUAAACCUAAUGAUGGUAUUGAAAAGCAAGAUGAUCAGUCGGAUUUUAUUCACCAGAAACCGGAAGCUACAGAAGAACAGGAAAAAAAAUUAUUGGUAAUGGAGACGAAGGAAGAAAUUUUUUUAAAAGACGAAAGUAAAUUAAAACCGUCGGAAAAUGAUCAUGUGAUAGAAAAAAAUGAAACGGAUGUUGAAAAAUUCAAUAAGUCCGUCCGCGAACCAACUUAAGUUUUAGAUCGAUUUUUUUUUUAUAAAUAAGGUCCACAAAAAAAAUUUAAUAAUUUAAAAAUGAAAAAAAGCAAUGAACAAAAAUAAUGAAUUAAUAACUUAAGUAGAAGGUGAGAAAGUCUCAAUGAAAAGGAGUUUUCUCGAUAGAGAGCUCAAUUGGCAAAAGUCCGUCCUAAUAAUGAGAUAGUUUUCAAAAAUAAUAUUUUUUAUUUUUUUUUUUUUUUUGUAAAUAAUUGAAUAGUGGAAACACAAUCGCAAUAAUUAUUUUAAAAUUUGCUUUUUUAUUGUUUUGAGAUUAAGGUCUCACUUUGAAUGGGCGUAAAAUUAAUUAAAAUUAAAAUCUAUUUGUUCUUCGUUAGAUUAUUGUAAAUAUUUAUUAAUUUAUUGUAGAUGCAUCGAAAAUUGUGCCUAUACAAUUUAUCAUUUCAAUGUUUUAAUUACAAUUGAAAAAAAAGUGUCUUUAAUUAUUUCGAGCUAAAGAAAAAAAACUAUUCAAUACUUUUUUUUUGUACACUUGGCAUUAAACAGCUCUCUAUUAUCCGAAGUAUUAUUUUUAAAAAAUGCAAAACGAACAAAUAAGUAAUGAAUGAAAGAGAAAGUCAACCAAAAUGUCAUGGAAAAAAAAACGAUGAAAAAAUCGCGAAAAAAACCAUCAGUUGUGGCCAUUCUUAGACAGUGCCCACUUUUUUAAAAUAAUCAAUGACUCAAUUGUAAUGACGUAUUAAAAUUUUGAUUAUUAAUUAAAAAAAAGUUGAAGCGUUAAUUGAAAAAAGGGCAACGCAGUUACACUUUGGCCGAGACAGAUUUUUAAAAAAUUAUUUACCGUUGAUAUCAAUCAGGAGUUAAAUGAAAUUUGAAAAAUGAAUUUCAGUAUAAUUUUAAUGUUACAAUUUUGAAUGCCAAAUUUUUUAGGGUAAAAUUUAUUUACCAAAUUUUGUAUAACUUCUUAUUGAUGACAACUGUGAGUAAUUUUUUAAAAAAUAUGUCGGCGAAAUUUUCCUUUUUUCAAUUAAGGGGGGAAAGGUUCUGAUACAAAAAAAAAGAGCAUAUUUUCGUGAUUGUUUUUUCAGAGUACCUUCUUUAUUAAAAUUUUUAAAAUUUGAGACAUUAUUAAGCAACACCCCAAGAAUAUUUUGCUAAAUUUUCAUAAAAAAAUAUUGAAAAAUGUGCCAGUGGUAGAGGGGAGAGCCGAGUCACUUAAAAAAAAAGUCUCCAUGCCGUAGGCGGGAUAACUCAUGACUGUCUCACCUGAAAUCAAAAAACCAAAAUGAUUUCUUUAGUACAUAAGUUUACCUUGGAUUUGAACGAAGGAAUAAACAAAAUAUUCAUUUUUAAAUUUUUGGUAAAGGUGCAAUAAAAAAAACUCUGAUUUUUCCCAAAAAUUGCUCCUUUUGUUUAAUUAUAAAAUAAGUAGUUAUGGAAAAAAAAAACUUCGUUCGAAUCUAAGGUAAACUUAUGUACUAAAGAAAUCUUUUUGGUUUUUUUAUUUCAGAUGAAGCACUCAUGAGUUAUCCUGCCUACGGCAUGGAGACUUUUUUUGAGGUGACUCGUCUCUCCCCACUACCACUGGCUUAUUUUUCAAUAUUUUUUUAUGAAAAUUUAGCAGAACAUUCUUGGGAUGAUGCUUGAUAAUGUCACAAAUUUUAAGAAUUUUAAUAACGAAGAUACUCUGAAAAAAAAAUCACAAAAAUAUCCUCUUUUUUUUGUACCUCAGACCCUUGUCCCCCUUAAUGAUUCAAUUUUUUUGCAACCAAUUAAUAAAAUUUAAAUAGUUAUGACAGUUCGUCAUUGAAAAUUUUUAAAAAACGGGGGACAUUGUCUCGGAAUUUCCUUAUAUGGUAGAGUCGAUUAUCACUCACAAGAAUUAACCCUGUGAUAAUGAAAUAAAAUAUUUUUUGUUUUAUUUAUUUUAAAUGAAACGGCGAUAAAAAUUAUUAGAUAAAAGCACUAAAUAAAUAAUAAAUUAAUUAGUGUUAUAUUGUAGUACAAUUACUUUGCACGUUAAAAAAAAAAUAUGUUAAAUUAAUAUUUUUUAUUGAUAUUUGUACAUUAAAACUUAAUCUUUUUAAUUUACUUUAAUUUGACGUAAAAAAACAACAUAUUUAUAGUAGUGGAUUAUUUUUAUUAAAUAUUUUGUUUUAAAUAAAUAGAAAAUUACGUUAAAAAAAAACAGUGCAAUUACAGACAAUCGUCUAAAAUGAUUAGAGAACAAAUUUUUUUACUUCUUUACUAAUGUUAUAGAAAAUAAUGAAAUAAAAUAAGAAAAAAAAAACGGAAUAAUUUGUCUUUGUACAGGUGAAUGUCAGAAAAUGAAGUACUGUAAGUUUUGCAGAUAAAAAAGUGAUUACUAAUUAUGGAUAAAAAAUAUCUUUAUUUUAAGAUAGCGAUUAUUACUAUUAUUAUUAUUGUUAUUAUUAUUAUUAAUGUGCUAGAUAUUGUUAACAGUAAGAACACCGAACGCACUGUCGCUACAAUUUGUAGGAUAUUAUUUCAAUAGAGGAUAAUUAAUAUAUUGCUAA
Microplitis mediator is the source of this 8097-nucleotide messenger RNA. RefSeq names its product dentin sialophosphoprotein-like. Bases 584 to 5578 code for a protein of 1664 amino acids. Gene Ontology annotation, molecular function: protein kinase activity; ATP binding. The transcript has 8 exons. The record is from RefSeq and is a predicted model, not a curated record. NCBI's taxonomy places the organism in Eukaryota, Metazoa, Arthropoda, Insecta, Hymenoptera, Braconidae. Gene Ontology annotation, biological process: protein phosphorylation.